Messenger RNA from Kwoniella botswanensis, 1587 nucleotides. RefSeq lists its product as uncharacterized. The record is from RefSeq and is a predicted model, not a curated record. Gene Ontology annotation, biological process: proteolysis. Gene Ontology annotation, molecular function: serine-type carboxypeptidase activity. Gene Ontology annotation, cellular component: fungal-type vacuole. NCBI's taxonomy places the organism in Eukaryota, Fungi, Basidiomycota, Tremellomycetes, Tremellales, Cryptococcaceae. The coding region runs from base 1 to 1587 and encodes 528 amino acids. The transcript is spliced from 11 exons.
AUGCGUCUCUCCACCUUAGCUCUUCUAGCCACCCCUGCUCUCGCAGCACCAGGUUUACUCAACUUCCAGUCCCCUUCCGAGAUCGCUUCGCAAGCUAUCGAUACCGCCCAAUCAUGGUUGCAAGAUAGCGUAUCUUCAGCCAAGGAGAAGUGGGAUUUCUUAGAGAAUGACUCGGUGGAGGAGUCGUUGAAGGUUGAGAACAUCGAGAAGGAUGGUAUUGAAUACUUGACCCUCUCCCACUCUGCAUUCCCUCAACACAAACUCAGAGUGGUCAAACCCGAACUAUGCGAUCCAACCGUCAACCAACUUUCGGGUUAUCUAGAUAUAAGCGAGACCAAACACUUAUUCUUCUGGUUCGAGGAAUCAAGAUCAAACCCUAAGAAAGAUCCCCUUGUGCUAUGGCUGAACGGUGGUCCAGGUUGCUCAUCCAUUACCGGAUUGCUAUUCGAACUUGGUGGAUGUAACAUCGCAGAAAAGGGCGAAAAUGUUACGUUCAACGAGAACAGUUGGAACAAUGUUGCAAAUGUCUUAUACUUAGAUCAACCAAUCGGUGUGGGAUACUCUUACUCUGAUGGAGGAGAACAAGUCAACAACUCCCCUGCGGCCGCUGAAGACGUUUAUGCUUUUUUGAUCUUAUUCAUCUCUCAAUUCCGAGAAUACUCUAAACAGCAAUUCCACAUUGCCGGUGAAUCCUAUGCUGGUACUUAUAUUCCAAACAUCGCAAGCGUCAUCUACAAGAACAACCUCGCUUUGGAUCUCGCUCCUACACCCGGCGUACCUAAACUCAACUUCGCAUCAGUCAUGAUCGGAAAUGGAUUGACUGAUCCUCAUGCUCAAUUUGGUUCUGUUCCAGAUUGGGCAUGUGACCAUUCCCUUUCUCACUAUGCUCCAUACGAAGAUCCCGAAGGUUCAGAAUGUGUAUCUCUCAGAGCCAAAGCUCCAAGAUGUCAAAACCUCAUCUCAAGUUGUUAUAGGACAAAUUCGAAAUUCGCUUGUGUGCCUGCUGCGUUGUAUUGCUGGAGUCUGUUCAAUGAAAUGCAACAACUUGGUUUGAACAUGUAUGACGUUAGAAGGAAAUGUGAUAAAUCGAAAGAUGCAGAUGGACCAUUAUGUUACAAAGAGAUGUCAUGGAUGGAAACGUACUUGAACAAACCUGAAAUCAAGAAACAAUUAGGUGCUCCUGAUAAUGUAGAAUUCCAAAGUUGUAACAUGCAAAUUAACCAGAAUUUCCUUUUGCAAGGUGAUGCCACCCAUAACAGCGGAGCAUUGUUGAACGAUCUAGUAAAUAGUGGAAUUAGAGUAUUGAUCUAUUCAGGUGAAGCUGAUAUGCUCGUAAAUGCCAUUGGAUGUUCUCGAGUAGUCGAUAACCUCGAGACCAAAUAUUCUUCAGCAUAUGCCAAAGCCCACAAAAAGGUAUUCGUAGAUGCGAAGAAUGUGACCGCGGGAUGGACCAAGUCUGCUGGUAAAGGUGCAGGUAACUUGGCUUUUGUCUCAUUUAGGAAUGCUGGACAUAUGGUCCCUCAUGAUGAUCCCGUUGGAGCUUUGACGAUGAUCUCCAGAUGGAUCAAGAACGAACCUCUAGCUUAA